AUGGCGAUCGAGGUGACGACACCGAUUCUGGCUACCGUAACGAGCACGGGAACCACCAGCAGCAACAGAAGCAGCAACCUGGGCGACCAGUGUACCAGGGACGGGGACUGCGUCGCAAACAUCCUCGGGAGCCAUUGUCAGCUCGGUUAUUGUCGCUGUUUGCCCUAUUUUGCCACGUAUAAUAGAACGCACUGCCUCGAGGCGACUCUUCUGGGCCAGGAGUGUCUCGUCGAUGAGCAAUGCACCUUGAAAGUAGCCAACAGCAUUUGUUUGGAUGGUUUCUGCGGUUGUAACGAAGGUUUCCUUCAAUUUCGUCGACACACGUGCCUAGGUCCGGCGAAACUCGGCCAAUUUUGUUACGAGCACGCCCACUGUCGACUAUGGCAGGAAAAUUCGCACUGCGAUUUCUUGAUACCAGACUUGUUCGGCCGUUGCCAAUGCACGGCACCGAUGCGACGCGAAAACGACAUUUGUCGACCGGACGAUCUGGUCAGGCCUUCGCCGCUCUUCGAUCACGCCUGGACCCUCGGACAAACCACGUUAGCCGAGAAUCCAGAGAAGCAGGAGGAGGAAACAGGAGUUCAACUCGCUUGGCUGAAAAAUGCCUCUUCCUUAGUGACUUCGUCUAUCCUAGUGAAUUUAAUCACCGAGUCAACCGAUAAACCAUUCUCAUCGACGGAGAUUAAUCAUAAUGAUCGAGAGGACGAUGCGAUCGUCGUGGAGGCUGUCACCCAGACAGCCAGCAGCCCGACGGUGUGGACGUCAGUAUUAGCUUCGAAAACGAACCGUCACGAGGGGAGCAUGGGAGGAACAAUGACACCGGUCACUCUAGGAUACGCCUGCGUCUCCGACGGCGAAUGUCGACUAGCGGAUCCGUAUUCGAGAUGCAUCGAAGGAGUGUGCGAGUGCGGGUUCGAAGGGAACGCUAGCUGUACCGCGAAGAACACCGGUUGCGCGGUUGGAACGUUCCAGUGCAGAAGCACCGGGGUUUGCAUCAGCUGGUUUUUCGUGUGCGACGGCAGGCCAGAUUGCGCGGAUGGCUCGGACGAAGCGUGUUCUGAGGGGGAAUCGCGAUGCCCGUGGCAAGCGUUCACCUGCGACAAGAGUAAAAUUUGCGUGUCGAGGGCGAUGCUCUGCGACGGACAUCGCGACUGUCCACACGGCGAGGAUGAGCUGGGGUGCAACGACCGACGAAAAUGCCCGGGUGGAGCGUUCAGAUGUAACAGCGGGCAAUGCUUGCCGGCGUACGAGUUUUGUAACGCCGUGGUAUCCUGUCGAGAUGGAAGCGACGAACCAAGGGGAGCCUGCCGAACGCGUAACCGUACAAGACUCAGCUCCAGGCACUGCCCCUUUAGGUGCGACAACGGCAGGUGCCGAUCGGACGCGAUCGCCUGCAGCGGCCGCGACGGUUGUGGCGACGGAUCCGACGAGAAACGUUGUUCCGUUUGCAGAUGUUCACCGUUCCCUUAACCUACAUCAACGGAGAGGCUCUUGGAAGAAAAGACUGGUGUGGUCAUUGUCGUUGUUGCCCUCAUUGUCGCGUCGAUCCACAGGGAGAAGCUCUUCCACCUAUGGCAAACGGGUUGGGAAACACGUUUAUAUCUUUUCCCCCGAUUAUCGUUCCCCCCUUUCACGCAUCCGUUUGUAUCUUUUGAUACGCAGCGACGAUUCGAAUAAACACACGAAUCUGAAAAAUUCUUCGUUCUCACCGCACGUGCACUUUCUGCUUGCCACUCAUCCUUAACGAUCCCUCUAGAUGUAACGAAAUUCCCUGCAGAUGCAGCCAUUCGAUUCGAAAUUGGUGGAGAUGUGCGCAUCUGCGCAAAGCAAGCCAACAUGUCGGAAGUGUGGCGCGCGUCGAUAGUUAACCGCUCCCU
Molecule: messenger RNA, 1877 nt
Organism: Habropoda laboriosa
Lineage: Eukaryota; Metazoa; Arthropoda; Insecta; Hymenoptera; Apidae
Gene: ImpE1
Exons: 7
Coding region: 1-1470 (489 amino acids)
Molecular function (GO): protein binding
Source: RefSeq, a predicted model, not a curated record